Messenger RNA from Tripterygium wilfordii, 2941 nucleotides. RefSeq names its product dnaJ protein homolog. Bases 703 to 2772 code for a protein of 689 amino acids. Gene Ontology annotation, cellular component: cytosol; cytoplasm. Gene Ontology annotation, biological process: response to heat; protein refolding. The record is from RefSeq and is a predicted model, not a curated record. The transcript has 10 exons. Lineage: Eukaryota; Viridiplantae; Streptophyta; Magnoliopsida; Celastrales; Celastraceae. Gene Ontology annotation, molecular function: Hsp70 protein binding; ATP binding.
AUAAUAUGAUUGGUUUGCUCAUGCAAACACAACUUUCACACAAACACUAGUAGACUAAACAAGACUUCAUUCUUCAUAGCUAAGUAGACAUCAUAGCUAAGUAACCAUUUUGUUGCUCCUUCCUAGAGUUUCCUUGUUACACAUUCCUAACAUCUUCCUAGUACUUAAACAUCAGUUUAGUUUGUAAAGAGUAGAUGCUCCAGUGAUUAAGUUUUUCUCCUAGAAUACUACGCUUUCUUCUUAAGCAGAAUUUGUUCUUUGAUCUGCCUAUCAUUUUGAAGAAGUGGACGAUGGGUGACAACUGACUCUUGUUGGGAAACAUAGUCACUAUAACUGAUUGGAAAAGCAUAUGGUUUUGCUACCAUCAGUUCCCAAUGACUGUCAUUUACACUUUUCUUGUUCUGCUUUGGUAAUAAGAGCAUUCAUUAAAACUGUUGACCUUUGAUCUUCCCCAACUUUGAUCAAUUGGGUACCGUGCAUCCAACCUUUCAAGUAUCACUUAUCACAUUCAUCUCCCCUUUGAAUACGUGCAUUGGUAUUGGUUUUCAUCCCCAGCUGUUAACUUUCCAUAGACAGCUAUAUAUUUGCAGUCAAGAAGUUGGAUGUUCAUGAUAUAUAUUUCUAUGAUCUGGGGUUUUGUCUUGUGACUGGUUCCCCAUUAACCUAGGAUUUUCUAUUGCAUUCCUGUACUCUUUGAGCAAUAUGGAAGGAAUAGGCGACUCAUCUGACUUGAUUGAAUCAUUCUUUGGUUUCAACCCUUUUGAAGGGAGAGGAAGUAGCAGAGGCCAAGGGCAGAGGAUAGGGAAAGAUUCUAUCCAUCCUCUCAAGGUGUCCUUGGAGGAUCUCUAUAAUGGGACAUCAAAGAAGUUGUAUCUGUUGAAGAAAGUAAUCUGCUCCAAGUGCAAGGGCGAAGGUUUUAAGCCAGGUACAUCUAUGGAAUGUUCUGUUUGUAAAGGUGAGAGAGUCGUUCAAGGGAAGAAAGUGCUGAAAGUUAUUGUGGAAAAGGGUAGCCGUAAUGGGCAGAAGAUUACACUAAGUGGAGAAGCUGAUGAGGUGCCUAAUGGCGUCACAGGGGACGUUGUUUUUGUCCUCAAACAGAAGAAACAUUUAAAGUUUAUGAGAAAAGGUGAUGAUCUAUUUGUUCAGCCUAUCAUGCCACUAAUGCAAGCAUUAUGCGGCUUAUGUUUCAUUCUUACCCAUUUGGAUGGAAGGCAGCUUAUUAUAGAAUGUAAACCUGGUGAAGUUGUUAAGCACGGCCAAUUCAAGGCUAUAAUCAAUGAAGGAAUGCCAAUCUUUGGACGACCUUCCAUGAAGGGAAACUUGUACAUGCGUUUUAUUGUCUAUUUCCCCGAAACUCUCACUCCAGAGCAGUGCAAGGCAGUGGAGGCCAUUCUUCCUCAAACGACCUCAAUCCAGUUAACUGACAUGGAGCUUGAAGAAUACGAAGAAAUUACUCUUAAUGAUGUGAAGAUUGAGGAGACGCCGAAAAGGGAGCAACAGGAUGCUGAUGAAGAAGAUGAAGAAAUUUUUGUUGGUCCGCAGAAUAGCGACAACACCAAGUACUAUGAGAUCCUUGGAGUCCCAAAGAGUGCAACUCUGGAUGAUAUCAGGAAGGCUUAUCGUAAAGCAGCUAUGAAGUAUCAUCCUGAUAGGGGUGGUGAUCCGGAGAAGUUUAAGGAGCUGGCGCAAGCAUAUCAGGUUCUGAGCGACCCAGAGAAACGCGAGAUAUAUGAUAACUAUGGUGAGGAUGGAAUCAAGAAAGGGAUGGGUCGUGGUCGUGAUGUUUCUGAGGACCCAUUUGACAUCUUUGAAUCAUUCUUCUGUGGCAGUCCAUUUGAUGGAGGAGAAAGUAGUAGUCGUCAACGGCAGAGGAGUGGGGAGGAUGUCUUGCAUCCUCUCAUGGUUUCACUGGAAGAUCUGUACAACGGGACAAUAAAGAAGUUAUCCAUCACUCACAAAGUAAUCUGCUCCAAGUGCAGAGGCAAGGGGUCCAAGUCUGGUGCAACGAUGGUGUGUUCUGGCUGUCAAGGUUCUGGGAGGAAGGUCUUCAAUAUACAGCUUGGUCCUUCAACGAUUCAGGAGAUACAACGUCUUUGUGACAAGUGCGAUGGUGCAGGUGAGAUGAUUCAUAGGAAGGAUUGUUGCUCGCGUUGCAAAGGCGCGAGGGUUGUGCAGAAGAAGAAAAUACUUGAAGUCAUUGUGGAAAGGGGUAUGCAAAACGGGCAGAUUAUUAUAUUUCCUGGAGAAGCUGAUGAGGCACCUUCCACUAUCACUGGGGACAUUGUUAUUGUCCUACAACAGAAGGAGCAUCCAGUGUUCCAGCGAAAGGGUAAUGAUCUAAUUGUUAAACGUACAUUGUCUCUCACACAGGCACUGUGCGGCUUCCAAUUUAUUCUUACUCAUUUGGAUGGAAGGCAGCUCAUCGGAAAAUCGAAACCUGGUGAAGUUGUUAAUCCUGACCAAUUGAAGUAUGUAAACGAUGAAGGGAUGCCUGUCUAUCAGAAACCUUUGAUGAAGGGAAAAUUAUACAUUGAUUUCACUGUUGACUUCCCUGACAAACUCACUCCGGAGCAGUUAAUGGCACUGGAGGCUGUUCUUCCUCGUAGGAUCUCAACCCAGUCGACUGAGAUGGAGCUAGAAGAAUGUGAGGAAACUACUCUCAUUGAUGUGAACGACAUCGAGAAGGAGAUGCAGAUAAGGUGGCAAAAACGCAUGCAAGAGGCUUAUGAAUGCGGGGAUGAUUUACAUGGAGGUCAGUGUGCCCAACAAUAGAGGGAAUCCAGGACUGGAUACUACUUAUAGUAUGAUUGUCUUCUUCAUUGCUUUCUAGUACUAUUUUGUGUGAAAGUAACUACUUUGGGAUUUCUAUUCAGUUUGGAAACUUUUUUUUCCCUCUGGAAAGUAAGUGUAUUGACUUCAGAUCAAGAAUUGCCCUAUUUUC